This is a messenger RNA of Durotheca rogersii, 1559 nucleotides long. Its product is annotated as FAD/NAD(P)-binding domain-containing protein. Bases 226 to 1452 code for a protein of 408 amino acids. Gene Ontology annotation, molecular function: FAD binding; oxidoreductase activity. Lineage: Eukaryota; Fungi; Ascomycota; Sordariomycetes; Xylariales; Xylariaceae. The record is from RefSeq and is a predicted model, not a curated record. Gene Ontology annotation, biological process: ubiquinone biosynthetic process. Gene Ontology annotation, cellular component: mitochondrion. The transcript is spliced from 4 exons.
AAGUGGCUGGAAUCGCAUCCAAAGUCGGGAUUCGGAAAUACUCAAAGGAUCUCGGCGUACAGGUAAAAAUGGUCGAUAAGGAAUCGCCAGAUCCGCAAACUAGAACACAUAUUGUCUUCUCGAAACAACCCUGCGCACCACGACUUCUCUCCGCAAUAGGUAUAUACCGAUGCUUGUUCUCGAGUAGGGUGGCCAAUCUGAAGACGCAAUCGCCGGCAAAGAGCAAUGUCGCACCCAUUUGAGAAGGUAGUCAUCGUCGGGGCGGGGCCGUCGGGCCUCCUCCUGGCGCUCCUGCUGUCGAAGCACGGGAUCCCGGUGGAGAUCCUGGAGGCGUCGCACGAGCUGGACAAGCAGCCGCGGGCGGCGAUCUACGGGUCGCCGGCGAUCCCGGACCUGAGGCGGGCGGGGGUGAUCGACGAGAUCCGGCGGCGGGGGAUGAGCCCGACGACGAUGUGCUGGCGGCGGUUCGAGGACCACAGCCUGAUCGCGGGCAUGGACGGCUCGGUGCUCGCGGACGUCGACGGCGAGGACCUGCGCAUGGCCUGCCUCGUCCUCGACCAGCUCGACGAGCUGCUCCUCGAGGUCUUCCUGUCCAAGUACAGCGGCAAGAUCAGCUGGAGGCACCGCGUCACCGGCGUCGGCCAGGACGCGGAGCGCGCCUGGGCCGACGUCGAGACCCCCGACGGCCCCAAGAGGGUCUACGGAGACUACAUCGUCGGCUGCGACGGCGCGACCAGCCAGGUCCGCAAGUCCCUCUUCGGCGACGAGUACCCCGGCUUCACGUGGGAGCGCCAGAUCGUCGCGACAAAUGUAUACUACGACUUUGAGAAGUUUGGGUUCAAAGACUCCAACUUCAUCCUACACCCCGAGCAUUUCUUCAUGGCGGCCAAGCUGACGACGGACGGGCUGUACCGGGUGACGUACGGCGAGACGCCGGGCCUGACGUGGGAGCAGAUGAAGGAGCGGCAGCCGUGGAAGUACGAGACGAUGCUGCCGGGGCACCCGAAGGCGGGGGAGUACGAGAUCGUGAGCAUGUCGCCGUACAAGAUGCACCAGCGGUGCGCGAAGUCGUUCCGGGAGGGGCGGGUGCUGCUGGCGGCGGACGCGGCGCACCUGUGCAACCCGUGGGGCGGGAUGGGGAUCACGGGCGGGUUCGUCGACGUCGGCGGGCUGUACGACUGCCUGGCGGGCAUCUGGGACGGCAGGGCCGACGAGUCCAUACUCGACCUCUACAGCCAGAAGCGCAUCGAGAAGUGGGAGACCGUCAUCGACCCCAUCUCCCAGAGCAACUUCCGCCGCGUCUCCGACUCCGACCCGGACACCCUGCUCGAGCGCGACCCCGUCAUGCGCGCCUGCAAGGACGCCGAGAACGACCUCGCGACCCAGAAGCAGAUGUACCUGUCUUUCUUCGACAUGCGCUACGACUUUACCCAGCACUACAAGAAGGCCUGAGCGCGAGGGAGCAAAGAGGAGGAGAGGGGGGCUGAAGAGGGCGGCCAAGGUGUGUUUGUUUCAUAAUCUGCUGGUGAAUCCCUAUCGAGCCUGUCCAUAUAUAGGAG